This is a messenger RNA of Caenorhabditis auriculariae, 6723 nucleotides long. The record is from the annotation of a GenBank genome assembly. NCBI's taxonomy places the organism in Eukaryota, Metazoa, Nematoda, Chromadorea, Rhabditida, Rhabditidae.
AUGCGGGAACUGUACAAUUGCUCCUAUCGGUACUCGGAUCAAGACAUUUUCACUUCCAUAGCUCUUUGGAUCGAUGUGAGUUUCUGAAAAAAGGCAGACAAAUAUGUCAUAAUGCGGCUAAUUUAUUCAAACUGCAUGAUGGCCUUUGCACUUCCGUCAUUGAAGCGUUUUGGAAAACUGUUUAAUAAUUCCAAUUUUAAGCCGUUUUUUGGAGGGUUUUGGACAGAGAGGGAUGGAGAAAAUGUCGAUUUUUGAGGGGAUGUUCUAGGAAAAACGGAAAAAUCAUUUCAAAUUGUCAAAUAAGAACCUUUUUGAAGGUAGGAAAUCGUUAGAGCGCACUUGAAGAGUAUUUAAAAAAAUUUUUUUUCAAAAUAAUGGUCGAACGAACAUCAUGAAAAAGCCAAAUUUUCCGAUUUUUUCCUACAUAUUCAAAAAUUUCCCUUCAGGGACCCUUUACACUUGUCGCGGCGGUUUUGUCGUUCGUUGGAGCGCACUUUGCUGUCAAAUUCCUCCGAACGGCCGGCCUCAACCGAGAACUCACUGCUGGUUAGAUUUUUUUUUUCCUGACUCGGAAAUAAAUCCGAUUAUGCACAAUGGCUCCCCGAUUUUGUUUUCGAGCCAUUUAAUUUUUUUGUUUUUUACUUUGUCUUUUGUUUGGCUUCAAGAGGAAAUAGGUUCUGGGGGGAAAACAUAAGAUGAUAAGAAGAAGAUUUUGAGGAAAUUGAGGUUUACUGUAGGCUUUGAAGAUGAUUUUCUAGGGGCUCAAGGUAGGAAGUUUGUGAAAAAGAAAAAAAUUGAAAAAAAUUGGCGUUUUUUUGUCUUUGAAUCAAUAAUUGAUAGUGCACAUGAAAAAAUUGUUUCCUGAGGUUUUUUUGAAAACUUUUUUCGCUUACCCCUUGGAUGUCAAACAUAGUGUACCUAAGGUCCAAAAAACCCGGAAAGUCUGAAAAAAAGUGUUCGGGAUAGAAAAUUUUCGAUUUUUUGAAGUUUCAGUACUUUCCCAAAGCAUUAUAAUAAAGGUUCAAGCUUUUUUCUUACUUGAAAUUGUUAAUUUUCACAAAAAGUUGACCACAAAUCCUUCAUUUAGCUUUUUUCGAAGCCAAAAAACUUCUGAAAAAACUUUCCCUGGAGAGGGGUUGAACCAGCGACCUUCUGGUUGUAAAACAGAGGCCUUACCAGUUGAGCUAUCUACACCAGGACAAAUUUGCAGCUUUCAAAGCGUUAUAGCAAAGAUUCAAGCCUUUCUCUCUCCUAAAACCUUAAAUUUUUGCAAAAAGUCUUCAUUUAGCCUUUUUUGAAACCUAGAAAGAGUUUUUGAACGGUAUAUCCCUGGAGAGGGCUCGAACCAGCGACCUCCUGCCUCUGAAACAAGAGCCUUACCAGUUGAGCUAUCUACACCUGGAGAAGUUGGUAGCCUUUUCCUAAGCAUUAUACCAAAGAUUCAAGCCUUUUUCUAGCCUUGAGCCCCAUUUUUUUUCAAAAAAUUCGGUUAGAAAGCCUUCUAGGGGUUUUUGAAGCACAAAAACGUUUCCUGAAAAAGAUUAUCCCUGGAAAGGGCUCGAACCAGCGACCUCCUAUCUCUAAAACGAGAGCCUUACCAGUUGAGCUAUCUACACGAUUGCAACUCGAUGAGGCCAUUUCUGUUAAAAUGGACCGAUCAUAACGAAACUUGAGAAAAAGACAUGAAGAACACAUGAAACUAUUCAAACAAUCACGGGAUGUGCGCCAAUGCGCACCACCAUGGCGCAAACUUUGGCGACAAUACUUUUGGAUAUCUGAGAAAAUUUCCAGCCCUGUUCACGCUCUGCGCGGUUGACUCGUUGCUGAUGGUGUCGGUGGUGCUCAAGCAAUCCAUCGAGGCUACCGCCGUCCUGUUCUUCAACUACAACAUCAUGUUCGACAAGCAAGCCCUGAUGCUGAUCAUGCACGCCUUGACCAUCAGUUUCACGACUUGUUCGGUAGAUUUUUUGACCCUCCAAUCAAUGAAAAAAUACCAAGGAUGGCAUUUUGUAAAUAAAUGGAAAUUUAGUAUAAUAAUCAUUUUCAUUGUCAGAAAAAGGCAAAAAAAAGGUUGAAAUUCGUUGUUUUUUUACACUCUUAUGAGAAAAAUUAUAGUGGUCUCUUAAGAGGUCCCUGAAAGACCCUAAAGUGGCCACUAUUCCGCGUCCAAGUGGCCAUUAUAGUAGUUUUGAGCAGAUAGUAGUACUAGUCAUACAAAGUGGCCAUGAAAAAACUACUAAAGUGACCACUAAAACCACCAUUUUGCGUCCCAGUGGCCACUAUAGUAGUUUUAGUGGUCUUGUAGUCCUAUUCAUACAAAGGGGUCAUGAAUUCGACUACUUAAGUGACCACUAAUACCACUAAUUCGCGUCUAAGUGGCCACUAAAGUAGUUUUUAGCGAGGUAAUAGUACAACUUCUAAAGAAGGCAGUAACUUUAGCCACUAGUUCGACCCCUUUAGUGGCCACUAAAACGUUAAACCCCUAAAGUGGUCCCUUUAAUGAUUACAUCGGGAAGAAAUCUAUUCCUAAAAGUCAAAAAUUGGAAACUUCUCAAUGACGACGUUACAAUAUAUUUUAGAGCAUAUUCUGAUAAAAAUUUCAAGAUUUAUCACUUCCCAGACGCUCCUGGUCGUCUACAUCUCCUUCCUACGGUUUCUCGUCGUCUUCCGACCCAUGAAAUUCGUGUCCUCCACUAUGGUAACCCCCAAGUGGACACUUGAAGACUAGAAUGAUCAUUUUAGGGAAGCGUUCGGUACAAAUCCGGCUCGCCGAUGAAUCAAUCGUUCGAUCGGCCUUUGACUCGGCAGUGCUCCCGGGCCAGCAUGAGGCUGUCCCUGAGGAAGCUGAUUAGGCCUUAUUAUCUACCUGGUGAGUUUUGGAAAGGUAUUUUUGGCUGAGAAAUGGGGCCGAAGCUUCUAAUUACCUUGAAGCAUGUUGACUAGGACAUCUAAGCGUUUCAAAGGUAUGAGCUUCCAAAAAAGGUAGUUAUGACGUCAUGAAGCUUCAGAAGGCUCUGGGGUAGUUUUUGAGGGACUUGAAUGAAGUUCAAAUAGAAUUUUUAAGACUGAGAUGUUUUUGAAGAUUCGAAAGGUCUUUGUUGACUUCUAGGAAGAGUUGAAUCUGAAUCAGGUCAAAAAAUGACGUCAUAAUACGGUAAUAUUGACCUGCUGGCGUCAAAAUGACGUCAUAGUACGGUAAUAUUGACAUUCUCGGAAGCUAUUAGAAGCCUUCAAAAACUGUGACGUCACUCAGAAAUGUUUGUUUCUUCUCAAAAGCGUCCUAUUCUGAAUGACGUCAUCAAGAUCCUGAAACCUUGAAUUUUUGAAUUUUCACUGUUUAAAGCUCUUAAGGCUGUUAUUGAUUCAUAAGAGAAGUUUUACCUUAUUUAGACCCAAAAAUGACGUCAUAAUAUAGUAAUAUUGACCUUCUGGAGUCAAAAUGACGUCAUAAUACGGUAAUAUUGACCUUCUUGGAAGCUUUUAGAAGCUUUCGAGAGUUAUGACGUCACUCAGAAAAGUUCUUCUCGAAAGAAUGACGUCAUCAAGAUCCUGAAACCUUGAAUUUUCGAAUUUUUACUGUAGAUCUUUUUGGGCCAUGAUUUCUUUCCUUUACUAAAUAUCCAUUUCAGGCGCCGUGGUCGUGUGCAGUUUCAUCAUCAACAUCCCCCUCUACUUUGAAUUCACGAUGGUCGAAUGCUUCGACGUCCUCCACCAAGUCGUCGCCUCGAAUCCGGCACCCACCGAGUUCCGCAACACGGUUUGACCGUCUUGGUCAUCUCCAUAACUCAAGAGCUUCCUUCAGUUUGCGAGAUACAAGGCGAUCCUGAUGACGUUGACCCAGACGAUCGGCCCCGUCGGAAUGAUCUUCUUCUUGUCCGUCGUCACCGAGUAUCACGUCCACGCCAGUCUGAUCGCUAGGAAGAAGUUAGUUGGGCGCCACGGGUACUUAUGCGACCGACCAGAAGCUACUUGCGCUAAGUCGCUUUCUGAAAGCCAGUCGGAUCGCCACGGGUACUUUUGCGACCGAUAAGAGCUACUUGCGCUAGGCAGCUUUCUGAACGCCGGCCUGAUCGCUAAGAAGAAUUUAGUUAGGCUGGGGGGUUACUUCUGCAACCGACCAAAAACUACUUGCGCUGGGCCGCUUUUUGAAAGUCAGUCGGAUCGCCACGAGUACUUUUGCGACCGACCAGAAACUACUUGCGCUAGGCAGCUUUCUGAACGCGUCUGAUCGCCAGGAAGAAGUUAGUAAGGCUCGACGGUUACGUUUGCGACCGACCAGAAGCUACUUGCGCUAGGUCGCUUUCCUUUCUGAAAGCCAGUCGGAUCGCCAGGAAGAAGUUAGUUGGGCUCGACGGUUACUUUUGCGACCGACCAAAAACUACUUGCGCUAAGCCGAUCUCUGGAACAUUGAAAGAGGCGACUUUUGAACCAUUCUUCGCGUUUAAAGUCGGGAAAAAUGGCGCGACAGACCGGAAACUACUUGCGCUAGACUGUAUUCUCUAGCAUGCUAAUGAAACCCCUGAAAGUAGGGGCAAAAAAAACUUGAGCUCUUUUUUUAUCACAAAGAAGUUUAGAGCCAUUCUGUGGCGUUUCAAAUAUUCGGAAAAUUGAGAAUAGCUUGGAUUUUUCAGACUAUUCGAAAGCCAACGACGCCGUCAAUCCCUACUCCAAACUGAAGAACUCAAGGAACGGAUCUCGAGAACCGUCGGCAUCAUUAUCGCUGUCAAGUUCUUGAUUUUGAGGUUGGAGUUGUAUAAUUUGAACAUUUUUUUAGCUUUGAGAAGUUUUUUAUGCACUGUGGAUCUGAAAGAAGACGAAUUUUUGCUUUUUUUUCGGAUAUUUGAACUUGGAAGUAAAGAAGUAAUGUUUGAAGGGGACACUUAAGGAGCCUUUUGAGUAGUUACUUGGAAAUUUAUUUUUAGAAGUCCAUCAGGUCACAUGUAGAGCGUUUCUAGGGAUUUUGAAGCGUUUUCUCAAAAUUCUUGGUUUAAUUUUUAUCAAAUUUACGUUUGGAAGAAGUGGUCACUGGAGGGAACUUUUGAGAAACAACUUAAGGAGUUUUCCUUUGGGAACGUUUCGGAAUGAGUACUUAAGGGGUCUACUUCAAAAUGAGCACUUAAGGGGUCUACUUCAAAAUGAAUACUUAAGGGGUUUUCAAAAUGAGCACUUAAGGGGUCUUCAAAAUGAGUACUUGAGGCGUUUAUUUCAAAAUGAGUACUUAUAAGGGAACCUUUUUUAGCCCUGCGUCAUUUUUGAUGACUCUAGUGACCCCUUUAGUGAUCUAGGACCUCCUGAUUCCAGAAGAAAAAAAGGUUUCCCAGUUGAAGUGGUCGCUUAAGGGUAGAUUCUUCUAAGCGAUGAUUAUCAAAGCUUCGUUCUCUCCACUAGAGGGAUCACUUUGAUUUUUCUCUUUACCAUCCAUAACUUCCUCAGAUCAAUGCCGGUCUUCUUCGACGUCUACGAAAACCUCUACGGAAUCGAAUCGUUCGGAUUGGUUCUAUCGGUGAUGGUUCGAGUCUCCGAUUUCCUCGUCGUCCUGAACUCGGCCACCAACUCGCUAGCCACCUUUGGGAAGAAUAUGUAAUUUUAAAUGUUACUUUCUUGUAUCGAAACGAAUUCUUCAGUUGGUUCGAACGACGCCUUCGAUUCAAGCUUUUGAAACAUGCGAGAAUAGAGAAGGACAUGGAGAAGAACGCCUAUAAAGCCAUGGUGAGGGAAUGAUUUUUGUUAGGGAUCGAAAAACAAAAGGUAUAAAAAGGUGUAAAGUUCAAAAAAGUUAUAGUGGAGUCUUGUGUCAAAUUUUUCCAGAAUCCAGCUGAAAAAUGAUAAAAAUCAGGUUUUUUUUGAGGUAUUUUUGGAAAAAAGUCCAUUGGGAAUUUGGAAAAUAUGUGUUUAUUUUCGAAUUUUCAAUUUUUAACACAACUUUAAGACUAAAGAGACAAAUUUUGAGCUCAAAAUAGGGAAAAUUAGUCAUUUAGUUUUAAAAUUUUUGAAUUUUUUUGAGGGGCUUUUUAGCUUUUUCUAUAGCUUUGAACCUGUAGAGGAACGUAGGAAAUUCAAAAUUUGCAAAUUCUUAGGAAUUAAAGAGUGGUCCCGAUAGGGGUUAGGGGGAAAGAAACCUCUAUAGGGGUCGAAAAAGUGGUCACUAUAGGGAUUAAAUUGAGGUGGUCCCUAUAGGGGUUCAGGUUUGACCCAUUAGCUUUCAAAACUUUUUUGCACCCUAUAGGGGUUGAUAAAGUGUCCCUAAGGUUGCCCCUAUAGGGACCACUCUGGAGGUCUUAAGUUAGUUCAGAAGUGUAGCUCCCCCUCCCGCCACGUUACAUCUACAGUUCUCCAAACUACAGUAAUACUACAGUAAGGCUAUAGUUAGACUACAGUAAUACCUUAGUAUUUUUUUAUAUUUUUCAGUACUACGGUAAUACUACAUUAAGACGGUAUCGCUGUAGUAUUACGGUACCUUGGAUUACUGUAGUAUUACUUUAGUUUGGAGUACUGUAGGUGAAACGUGUCAGGGGGGCUAAAAUUUACUUCUUUCAGAGUGCUUCUAUCAGUUAAAACCGCGUUUUCCGGCUUUUUGGACCCUUUAAAAUCUCUAUAUUUUUCCAGAAAGCCACCUCAGCGAUGGCCGUGAUGGGAGUGCCGCCGAAAUGUUGUCUAGUCGAUUUACCUUCAUCCAAAUUCCCCAAUCCGAAUAUUAAAACACCACCAGUGGAUUUCCUAUGA